CUGUAUGAUGAUUCGUCGCGGAAACCGUCACCAGAAUAUAUUUUUAAUCAGCUUCAGUGUCUUUCUUUUAUCAGCACCGCUUACAAAAGUGCUGUCGCUGCCCCGCUGUCUCAGCUGUGCCAGGUCAGAUGGCUGCGGCUGGUAGGCUCUCAGGCCGGCUGGUACUGCUGUACUUGCUGAGACAGACUAGGAAGACGUAUAAUGAUGAGCUGCGGGGAUUCAGUAAGACUGCCGCUUGUCUAGGGUCACGUAGGGAUAAAAGGACCUAUAAGGUGGUCUUCUCCCAGCAGGAGCUGAAGAAACGGCUGACACCCCUGCAGUACCAUGUUACUCAGGAGAAAGGGACCGAGAGUGCCUUCAAAGGGGAGUUCACCGACAAGAAAGAUGCAGGAUCAUACACAUGUGUUGUUUGUGGGGCCCCAUUAUUCCAAUCUGAAACUAAAUUCGACUCUGGAUCUGGAUGGCCUUCGUUCUCUGAUGUGAUCAAACCUGAGUCAGUCUCUCAGACCGAUGACUUCUCCUAUGGGAUGCACAGAGUGGAAAUAGGCUGCAGCCAGUGUGGCGCUCAUCUGGGCCACCUCUUUGACGAUGGCCCUCGCCCGACUGGUAAGAGGUAUUGUAUCAACUCAGCUGCCUUAGCCUUCGUACCUGAAGCCGAGUCCUCAGCCAGGGAAGCUCCCAGCAGUGCCCCUGCCAGCGAGCCCACUGCCUCCGGAAAGACUGAACUGUGAGCUUCAGCGGGAGAAACGGAGCAGGCCAGGACAUUUAACCCUCUUUUCAAAAGCGUGCCGGUGCAUUCUGUUUCAAAACCAACACUCACGUACUUCCAUAUACUCUGGCUGCUUGCGUAACCAGAUCUGUUAUUUGCAAUAUACAAAUCUGUUUUUUAGUAGCAGUUUAACUUUGUAAUAGGUCAUUUUUGAUAAAAUGUUUGAACAAAAAGCAAAUGGAAUGUAUGCUACUGUAAACACCUUUUGUAUUGUCUUUUUUUUUUGUUUUUGUAAAGCCAUUGGUUUUAGCACUGAUUGACAUACCGUAACACUGCUGUUUUACACAAUACAUUGCAAAUCAGUUUUAAAGAACAUUUUCAAAACUAAUGAAAGGGGGCUUUACAGUAUUCUGUUUACCGUAAGCAGUUACCAUGUGAAAAGUUAAGAAAUACUCAGCUUUGCUCCAGUGCUGUAUUGUUUGAAGUGAUAUUUGAUGUGAGUGGAAGAGAGCCCCUAUGCAAGUGCAUUUUGUGCAGUUAAACGAGCAUCAGGCUGAGAGCUGAGCAGUCUUUCUAAUAAAAUGGUUGAGAUGACAAAUGUUUACUGUGAGCAUUAACCCAGCCCCGGCCUUUAACAUAGCUGGGUUUGGGGGCCAUUUUUCAAUCCGUUUUGUUUUUUACUGAUUUGUUUUUGACUUUGACUAUUAACUUGCCUUGAACUUUCUUGCAUUGGGAGUAAUCGUAUACAGUAUUUAAAUAAAACUUUAAGACUGUUAAUACA
Messenger RNA from Polyodon spathula (Mississippi paddlefish), 1490 nucleotides. RefSeq names its product methionine-R-sulfoxide reductase B3, mitochondrial-like. Gene Ontology annotation, cellular component: cytoplasm. The transcript has 7 exons. Gene Ontology annotation, molecular function: peptide-methionine (R)-S-oxide reductase activity. Gene Ontology annotation, biological process: response to oxidative stress; protein repair. Bases 129 to 731 code for a protein of 200 amino acids. Lineage: Eukaryota; Metazoa; Chordata; Actinopteri; Acipenseriformes; Polyodontidae. The record is from RefSeq and is a predicted model, not a curated record.